Messenger RNA from Ostrinia nubilalis (European corn borer), 1521 nucleotides. Its product is annotated as prolow-density lipoprotein receptor-related protein 1-like. Bases 7 to 1521 code for a protein of 504 amino acids. Gene Ontology annotation, cellular component: plasma membrane; signaling receptor complex. NCBI's taxonomy places the organism in Eukaryota, Metazoa, Arthropoda, Insecta, Lepidoptera, Crambidae. Gene Ontology annotation, molecular function: low-density lipoprotein particle receptor activity; protein binding. The record is from RefSeq and is a predicted model, not a curated record. The transcript is spliced from 10 exons.
AACACUAUGGGCAGCUUCGUGUGCUCGUGUGAGGAGGGCUACAAACUGAUGGCGGACCGCAUCAGCUGCACGCCGAUAUCGACCGUGGCGGCGACGCUGAUCUUCACGAACCGGUACUACAUCCGGCAAGCGGCGCUGGAGGGCGGCGCGUCGUGGCUGCUGGCGCACAACCUCAGCAACGCGGUCGCGCUGGACGCCUGGUGGCGCGCGCGCUGCCUGCUGUGGAGCGACGUCACGCGCGCCGGCUCCUGCGUGCGCCGCCACUGCCGCGCGCACUGGCGCGACGCCACGCCCGCCGGCGACUUCCAGAUGCUGCACGGCGCCACGCUGCAGAACCCCGACGGGUUGGCCGUGGACUGGGUCGGCGAGAACCUCUACUGGUGCGACAAGGGAACUGAUACGAUCGAAGUAUCGCGUCUGGACGGCGCGCACCGGCGCGUGUUACUGCGCGGCGGGCUGCAGGAGCCGCGUGCGCUCGCGCUGCACCCGGCGCAAGGCACGCUGUACUGGUCGGACUGGGGCGGCGCGGCGCACAUCGGGCGCGCCGGCUUGGACGGCAGCGCGCGACGGAUCCUGCUGGCCGGGCUGGGCUGGCCCAACGCGCUCACGGUGUCGCCGGCUUCCAAGGAGCUGUACUUCGCGGAUGCACGCGAGGACUACAUCGCCGUCGCUGAUCUUGACGGCAAUAAUGUGCGCGUGCUGCUCUCUCGUGAGCGCAUGCCGUGGCUGCGGCUGCACCACGUGUUCGCGGUGGCGGCGUGGGCGGGCCGCGUGUACUGGAGCGACUGGGAGACGCGCUCGCUCGAGAGCUGCCGCCGUCGCCGCCUGCCGCCGCGCCUCUACCAGACGGGCAACGUGUCGCUGGGCGCUGCGCUGGAGCGCGGCGGCGCGCACGACUGCCGCACGCUGCUGUCCACCGUGCACAAGCCCAUGGACCUGCGCGUGCUGCACCCCGCGCGCCAGCCGCCCAUGCCCGAGCUGUCAGCGCUGUGUGCAUCUCUGAACUGCUCCGGACUAUGCCUGCUGACACCCGCCGAGGAGGGCGGCGCGGCGGGCGCGCGCUGCGAGUGCCCCGAGCACUUCGUGCUAAGACCCGACGGGCGCACGUGCGCGCCCAACUGCACCGAGGCGCAGUUCGUCUGCGCCACCACGCUCAAGUGCAUCCCCUUCUGGUGGCGCUGCGACACGCAGGACGACUGCGGCGACGGGUCGGACGAGCCGGCGUCGUGUCCCACGUUCCGCUGCGCGCCCGGCCAGUUCCAGUGCGGCUCCGCGCACGCCAGCCUCGACGCGCCCGGUGCUGCCACCACCACCGCCGGGCCCGCGCCCGCUUGCCUGCACCCUGCGCACAUCUGCGACGGAGUCACGCACUGCGCUGACGGCAGCGAUGAGAGGGAUUGCGACGCGGGCUUAUGGCAUAAAAUAUCUGCCUGCCUGCACCCCGCGCACAUCUGCGACGGGGUCACGCACUGCGCUGACGGCAGCGAUGAGAGGGACUGCGACGCGGUGAGACACGAGUGA